Clarias gariepinus (North African catfish) is the source of this 3219-nucleotide messenger RNA. RefSeq names its product PPFIA binding protein 2b (gene ppfibp2b). Gene Ontology annotation, biological process: neuromuscular junction development. Gene Ontology annotation, cellular component: presynaptic active zone. Lineage: Eukaryota; Metazoa; Chordata; Actinopteri; Siluriformes; Clariidae. The transcript has 29 exons. The coding region runs from base 96 to 3113 and encodes 1005 amino acids. The record is from RefSeq and is a predicted model, not a curated record. Gene Ontology annotation, molecular function: protein binding.
CGAGCUGCAGUUAUUCCGCAGAGGGGGCAAAGUGGAGCUCUGUUCCUACAGGCUUCAGCAGAACGGCGCGUCCCUCGCGUUAGUCGUUGAGCAGCAUGGCGUCCGAUGCGAGUCACGUGUUGGAGGCUGCUUUGGAGCAAAUGGACGACAUCAUCGCAGGCUCGAAGGUGAUGGUGGAGUUCACUAACGGUCUGCCGGAUCUGGGUUCUCCGGUCAGCGCGGGUCCGCUGCAGGUAUUACAGCUAGCGGAGGAGCUGCGUUUGGCCCUGGAGCUUCAGGAUGGAAAGGGACGAGACACUCUGCGCUUACAGCUGCCCGGCUCCACCGCACAGACCCUGAUGGAAUGGCUGGACAAAGGCAUGGUUAACCGCCAGCCCUGUUUGAACAAUGAGACGUAUCAGGAGCGCUUGGACAGAUUAGAGGGGGACAAAGAAUCUCUGGUCCUGCAGGUGAGUGUUCUGACGGAGCAGGUGGAGGCCCAGGGAGAGAAGAUCAGAGAUCUGGAAGCCUCUCUGGAGGAACAUCACCACAAACUUAUCUCCACCGAGGAAAUGCUCCAACAGGAGCUACUGAACCGCACCUCAUUGGAGACUCAGAAGCUGGAUUUAAUGGAUGAGGUUUCGUAUCUGAAGCUGAAGCUGGUCAGUAUGGAGGACGACCACAACCACAUGGACAAAGACGACAAGCAGCACAAAGCCGAGUGUGUGGUUAAUGUGAUCAGCGAGCUCCAGGCGCAGAUGCGCCAAUUCCAGCGGGAGAUCACGACACGCAUCCAGGAGCAGCGGGCUCUCGAGGGCCACCCGGAGAGCACGGCUCGUGACGUCCACGAUGCCCGUUGCGCUCCCGAUCGCGGCCCUGAUCCGGACCUGAGCUCGUCAGACGCAGAGGACUCCAGGCGCCACUGUGGUUCUGGAGGAGACAACCAGGCCCUGCUGCACGAGUUACGCAUCCUGAAGGCCAAAGUGGACGACUUGGAGAAGGAGAAGUCGCAGUACGAGAGGAAGCUGAAAGCCACAAAGACAGAGAUCACCGGGCUUCAGCAGCGUCUGGCCUCCAAAGACGCAGAGAUCGAGAGUCUGCAGAAUCAGCUCCUGUCCAGAGGAACUACGAACAGCGACGGCCUGGAAAGAGAGGAGAUGUACAGGAGGAAAUUGAAAGACAAACAUUUGGAGAUGCAGAGGCUGAAAAUUGGAAUGGAGACACUUUUGGCUGCGAACGAUGAAAAGGAUCGUCACAUAGAGGAGCUCACAGCGCUGCUCGGGCAGUACAGGAAAUGCAAGGACGUGAUGAUGCUUUCUCAGGUGUGCGGUGAUCGCUUGCUAUGUGGAAGCAGUGAUGAGGAUCUGAGCUCGUCUCUGAGGACGCAAGCUCCGCCCCAUAAGGCUUACUCGGACAUCGUCAGACCCGGCCUUCAGAUGUCAUCAUCUCGAGGGACACCUCAACUCUUACUGCCAUCAAUGUGUCUACAAAAUGACCUUGAUUCAAGCUGUCGCAGUCUGCAGUCCCACCUCGACUGCCACAGCGGACGAUGGUCAGCACUGAGGUUGUUGUCUUCCAGUCUGGAGGAGUUACAAAGCGGAUGCAAACAGAGGAACCGGCACAUUUCGGACAACAGUAAGUACCGGACCCUCCCGGGGAAGUUGUCCAGACCGGAGCAGAACGGAGAGAGGAACCGGCGCUCGUCUCCACUGCAGCUGUCGCCUGAUGAGAGCGAAGAGAGCGAGAUCAACCUGACCAAGUCAGAGAAGACGGAUGAGUCCACGAUGUCGGAUGUGUCGCCCAUGUCAUCAGGCAUGGACUCGGGCCAGCAGUCGCCUGUCUCUCCUGAGAAUCGGAAGAAUCAAAAAGGCAUCAGGAAGCUGUGGGGAAAGAUAAGAAGGACGCAGUCAGGUGGUCUUCCGGCUGAGGCUGCGGAUGAUUUCAAGAGGGGAGGAGUCCGCGCCACGGCAGGCCCUCGGCUGGCAGGGGUUGGCAACAGAGAUUCAGGAAGAGAUGACACUCCUUUCUCAAAAUGGUCAAAUGAUCAGGUGUGCAUGUGGCUUGAGGAGUUUGGGCUGGGACAGUAUGUCCCCAUGGCCCGUCAGUGGGUGAGCAGUGGACAAACUCUCCUCUCAGCUUUGCCGCAUGACUUAGAAAAGGAGCUGGGGAUGAAACACCCGCUGCACAGAAAGAAGCUGCAGCUCGGCCUGCACUCGUUCGACGCGCAUCAGAGUGAGAAAUCUGCGGAGCUCGACCACAUCUGGGUCACGCGAUGGCUGGACGACAUCGGUUUACCGCAGUAUAAAGACCAGUUCCAUGAAGGCCGUGUCGAUGGGAGGAUGCUGCAGUACCUCACUGUGAACGACCUGCUGAUUCUUAAAGUGAGCAGCCAGCUGCAUCACCUCAGCAUCAAAUGUGCCAUCCAUGUCCUGUAUGUGAACAAGUUCAACCCAAACUGCUUGAAGAGGAGACCGGGGGACGAGUCCCACCUGCAGGCAUCGCCCUCUGAUGUGGUUCAGUGGUCCAACCACCGUGUGAUGGAGUGGCUGCGCUCGGUGGAUCUGGCCGAAUACGCUCCCAAUCUGAGGGGCAGCGGUGUGCAUGGGGGUCUUAUCAUCCUGGAGCCACGCUUCAACUCGGACACGUUGGCGAUGCUGCUAAAUAUCCCACCCCAGAAGACCCUGCUGAGGAGACACCUCAACACCAACUUUAACUCUCUAGUAGGAGCUCAGGCUCAGAUGGAGAAACAGGAGUACCUGGAGUCUCAGAGCUACACGCCGCUGUCCACUACAGCUAAAGUCCGGCCAAAGAAAAUCGGUUUCUCCAAUUUCAGCCAGCUCCGAAAGAAGCGUCCUGAUGACCCUAGUGACUACAUCUGCCCCCCGGAGUCUCCGAAGGCUCUGGGUCUGAUCAGCGAUUCCCAGCGGCCCAACUCCGGGGUUCAGGAUCGGGACACUGAGAGGAGGGAACAGAUGCCGAUAACGAAAGGAGCAGCGAUGCAGAUUGAAGCGUUAUCAGAAGGCAUUAACCACCUCACAGACUCCAGAGACAAGAAGGGAGAGCUGGGCAGAGUUUCUCUUUCCCCAAACACAAAAGAAAGACUGAUACUGUGCAUUAGGGAAACAACACUUUGACCAAGGAUCAACCAAGAUGAGCCAAACAAGAAAAAAAAAAUCAAGACCACACCCAGGAAAUUCAAGUCUUUAUGGUCCAAUUCCAGUGAACCCUCACUUGCAUCAU